CUAUAAUGUGGGAUGCGCUCAACAUACCAGGGUGCCCGAAGCAGGAGCCUGCAGCCUGGCAUCUUGGAUCCUAACAUUGAUCAAGACAGACUUGAGAUGCUGUAUGAACAGCUGUCGGGUAUUCUACUCCAGCUUCCUAUACCAUCCAAUCCCUCGAAUUGGGUCCCUUAGCCAGGCUGAUGACUUCACGUGGAAAGUAACACGCCAGCAUUUAUCAAUGAAAGAACAUGCUCGACUGGGAGAUUUGCCUAUCAAAGCUUCCCGAUAGGAAUUCUACCUAUGAAACUACUUCUUCAUAUUUCGAAGACCUGGC
Molecule: messenger RNA, 313 nt
Organism: Aspergillus wentii DTO 134E9
Lineage: Eukaryota; Fungi; Ascomycota; Eurotiomycetes; Eurotiales; Aspergillaceae
Exons: 1
Coding region: 13-171 (52 amino acids)
Source: RefSeq, a predicted model, not a curated record